CGAACAAACCUACUACCAAAUAGGGCCUCUAAAUUGGGAUUGUCCGACCUUUAUACGAGGCCCUAGUCGGUAACUUGCCAUCCAAUUUUCCUGACACACCAUCUCCCAUAAGGCCAGUGCCCUUUAGUAGAGUAUGAACAGCAUCUUCACGUUGACUGACCAACGGUCUUCAUUGUAGAUUCACUGUUCACCGACCAAACCUGACCAAACUGACUAUGUUGCAUCCGUCAAUUAAUGUCAAGCUACUGUCAAACAAGUGAAAACCAACAAUCAUUUUGAAGGAAAAGACGGAACAAAGAACUGUCGAAUAUUGCGACAUGCCUGGAGGUUGCAGAUUUCUUAAACAGUCAACACGUUUACAAGAAAAGUCAUAAUUGUAUAAAGAUGGAUUUCGAAAGCCCUGAUGUUGAAAAAGAUUUUCCUGGCUUGUACGCUUCGGAAUCCGGGAGAAAGAGCAAUGAAAGCGACUUUAGUGACGAUGGACACGAUAGGCCGUCUAAGAAGGAACUUCUCAUUGGCAAACGUAAGGACAAAAAAGACAAAAAGGAUCGUGGAUAUGCUACGCUAGAGGGUGAAAGCUCCCCAGAAGAAGACAUCGAAACUAAGAGUCCAUCGAAGUCAAAAAAGUCUAAAACAUUCAAGUUCCCAUCUAAGAAGGAAAAGCGAGAGAAAUCCAGAGAAAAAGAUGGUAAGGAAAAGGAAACAGAUAAAGAGAGAGAGAGGAAAAAAAAAGACAAAGACGACAAGGAUACGGACAAAGAGAAACGUAAAGAUAAAGAUAAGGAGAAAUCUAAACAAAAGUUGAAGGAUCGCAAAAAAGGAAAACAUUGGGAAGAAACUGUUGAUAUUGGUGAAGAACAACCAAUCUUUGGCGUUGCUCUUCAAAUGGCUGUGGAAAGAGGCCGUUGUCAUGACGGAGUGGAGCUUCCAUUGGUUGUAAGAAAUUGCAUUGAUUACAUUGAAGAAUAUGGUAUGACUGUGGAUGGACUAUACAAAGUUUCAGCGGUAAAAUCCAAGGUCCAACAUCUGCGAAAACUUUACAAUCAACGAGAAGUGGUAGAUAUGUCAGAGUUUGAUCCCAUGGUGGCUACAAGUUUGUUGAUACUAUUUCUCAGAGAGUUGCCGGAACCAAUACUUCAAAAUGGCGAAGUUGUAUCUCGAUUUGAACAGGCAGCUUCAUUGAAAGAAGUUGCUUUGAGAGAAACGCAGCUAAUUGAUUUGAUAAGUCAACUACCCAAGUGUAACAAGACUCUUUUGGCAUGGGUGAUCUUGCAUUUAGAUCACCUCACUGCACAUGAAAAAACUACCAAAAUGAAUGCUCAGUCUAUCGCAAUGACACUGAGUCCAGUUUUGCAAAUGAGCCAUCGACUACUCUUGGCAUUGCUGUUACAUUGCAAAGCAUUAUUUGCAAAUGUUGAAUUAUCCAAGUAUAUUCCACCAUUGGCCUCUGGUAGUCCAAACUUACCAGACACUAUGGAUGCCAUAGCUGCCGAGUUGGCCAAACAAGAAUCAUUGCUGUCUCAAAUUCAUAUGCAAAUGAACGCAGGAUUUGUAACCAAAUUGAGAGAGGAACAAUUGUGGGAAGUGCAGCGUCUCAUAACGCAGCUCAAGAGAAAAUACAAAACUGUGCAAAAAUUGGAGGGAUCAACGCACAAAAGUUUAGAAGAAGAUUUGAAGUUAGGCGACGAGGGUAAUCUUGAUAUCAGUUUGCACAAAGCUAAGAUCGUUCCUGAGGAAGAUAAUAGUUACAUCAAAGCUGAUUAUCAGCCAUUGCCUAUGGCUGUUGUAGCCCAUAAAGAAAGUUGUUCUCAAAGUAUGGACGAAUCAAACGACCAAUGUGAUACACCUGAAGUGAAUGAGAAAUUAGGUAUGCUGCCUGCAAGUAAACACGUUUCGCAAACUAAAUGCAUCCAAGAAAAACUGGAUGCAUCAGCUAAUGAACUAACACCAGACGAAGUAGUUAAUCGAAACAGUGGGGAAACUUUGCAAAUUUUGAAAGCUCGACAGAUAUCUCUCGAUAGUGACGAGGAACUGAGAGAACGGCUGAUCUAUGGCGAAUUAUUAGCAAUGCAGGAAUCACUAGGAUCGCGUAUUGCCGAAGAGCGAGGUGAAAUAAAACGAUUGGCCGAACUUUUGAUGAAUAAGGACUUUGAAAGAAGUAAGCCCAUAGCAGUCCCCUGUACUCCCGAAGAAGCCGAUAGGGUUGCAAUAAUUGAACUUGUUCUGGAAAAUCAGAUGCUGGAGAAAAAAAAGGCCACACUUGUGAGAACUAUUAUUGAAGAAAAUAUAGCUUGCGUGGAAUUACGUGCACAAUUCCUGAUACAACAACUUUCAGAUCAAGACUGUAUGCUUGCUGCAAAAAAAAUUUAAUGGUUUCUAAGGCUCUGAUCUAGAUUAAGACAAUGCAGAAAGUGACUUGGUUUAGGGUACGAGCAAGCUGGGUGACUCCUUCAAUUUGGAUAUAUUUUGAGAUGAAUUAAGAUUAAAUUUAACAAAAUGUCAAGAUGGUAGUAUAUUGUAAUUACAGACUGUUAAAGAGAAAAUGAAUCAUCUGACAUCAAUAUGGUUUCAAUUUUCUGACUGAAUAGGUGAUGUUGAAAUCACCCAAGAUCUUUCUCCAUUAUAGAAAUUUUGUUAGCAGGAAUUUCUUUCCAUUCAAUCCCCAACGGAGAUUGCGUUUUAUUUUUAAUACUCCAUAAUACUGACCCAAGUUUUUAUCACAAGAUUGUAUAUAAGGACAUGAAUUUGGAUUAAUUACAUACUGGUUUAAUCUAAUUUGGUUGAGAAGAUUGUAACUCUGGUUAGAUACAGCUUUUUUCAAAAAUUCCAAGUCAUCUUUUUCAACCAUUCCAAGCAUAUCUUCACCAUGAUCACUCUCAUCUUCUGUUUCAACAUUUUUUGACACUAGUGUUGUAGGUGGCUGUUGCAACUGUUUUUGAGUUUUACGGUUUCUACGGCUCUUCAAUUUUCCCUGCUUAGAAAGUUUAGUCCUCGUCUGAUUGUUCCUUUUUAUCUUACUGAUUUUCGACUUUGCUAUUUUCUUGAAAGAAUGAUAGAAGAUGCAUAUUAAUAAAAGCACUAAAAUGUUAUGGAACUAAAGUUACUAAUAUUAAUGUAAUGAAAAAUCAGGGAAAAAAUCAUCAUUGUCCAAUUUUAAAACAACUUUCAACGAGCUUUUCAAUACAUGAGUAUAUUUUUUUAAAUUAUGUUUUGCUAAGUUUGAAACAAUCCUAAAGGUGUGAAGUAACGAUUUUUCCUCAACAUGCAUUCUUAUAAUAAUGUUACUAACUUCAAACUUAUUAAAUGCUGCAUAUUCUCUGACCACUGGGAUCCAGAUUGCAAAAAGAGCUGUUGUUAAGUAUGGAUGUUACGGUGCGAAAGGUUUGUAUCAAACAGUAAGGGUAACGUAGCAAAUAAAAAUUCAAAAUAUGUGUCUCAGUUUGUUCUAACACUAUGGAGUAGGGGUGCACGGUAUUUCAGUAUCUCCUUCCUCGAAAUGUAUCGGUACGGGAAUACCGAAGUUUCUGAUAACCUAAAGUUAUUUAGUACAGUUUAAUACAGAUUUUUCUUAAUCUUUUUUCCGACGAUAUUUGUAGAUUAAAGUCUACCGACAUUUCGAUAUUUCGGUUAACCCAAACUACCGAAUACGAAACCCGUAAUGAAAAUCGGUACCUAAUUUUCAAUACCGCGCACUCGUACUACGACGAAUCGGUUUUGUUUACUAUUCUAAGACCUCUGGAAAAUACGUUUUAAUUCAUCUCAAGCUAACUUAGACAUAAAUAUAGUUAUUACUGUUGAUUUUAAGAACAUUUACGUAAGAACAAGCUAAAAUGUGAGAAAUCACAAUUCUCUACAAGUGUCGAAAGUGUGAAUUUCCGGGAAUCCAUAAUACGGUAUAUAAUUUUUGAUGCAAUGAGCAGAUGUGUAGUAUGGCGCGUUGCACCAUUAGGUUAUGUCACCUUGUGCAAUCGGGUGAAGAAGACUUGUAUAGUGCAAAUAUAUAUUUGAAUUCACUUGACUUACCCCCAUAUCAGAACAAUGGUUUUUAAACAGAAAGAGUAAAUGCUACUUUUAUGCAGACACCACUUCCAGCGUCAAUGAAUUUCAAAAUUGACUCAAAGCACGUGGACGACGCGGGAUCGUUAACUCACGAGCAGGCUGAUCUCUGCUGAUGUCGCUGAUGACCGCGGGACAACAUUCAAUGCUGGGUGUAUUCCGAACACGAAAUAAGAGAGAAGGAGACCGAACUCUGCCGAGGCCGCAUCCCAAAAGUGGGAUCAAUUU
Neodiprion virginianus is the source of this 4284-nucleotide messenger RNA. It is a transcript of the gene Rlip, whose product is annotated as ralA-binding protein 1. Gene Ontology annotation, biological process: small GTPase-mediated signal transduction. The record is from RefSeq and is a predicted model, not a curated record. Gene Ontology annotation, molecular function: small GTPase binding; GTPase activator activity. The transcript is spliced from 11 exons. NCBI's taxonomy places the organism in Eukaryota, Metazoa, Arthropoda, Insecta, Hymenoptera, Diprionidae. Bases 385 to 2370 code for a protein of 661 amino acids.